CUUUGAUUUGGCCAGGACGCUACCCAGGCGACAGGACGUUGGUUUCUUUCCCUUCCUUUUUGUUUUCUGUAGAUUCUCUUUCUCGAAUAUACAACAAAUAUAUGAGAAUCAUUUUUUGCCAAAUCAGGAGAUUUGGUCGCGAACGCAUGGACUUGCUUCUCAACGUCACCCGCGUCAUUCUAGACCGCGCCGCCGCUGCUGCUUGUGUUAAAAGGAGAGGCCAACCUGCCCUCUAGCAAGUUAGCGUGUCUGGUCCAGUAGCGCGACCCUGCCGCGAGAGUCGCAGCAAAAGUUUUCUUAACAAUCUUUAUAUAUAUUUUUUUUGUCCUCUCGCGAACCGUCGUCCCAAGAGUUCAAUUGGCAUUUUUGGGUUUCUGCACGUCCGCCCGCCUCCUCGCAGGGCCGCACCCGCCAUCCCGUCCCAUCUCUCGACCCGGCACACAACAAACGUCUCGACAUGGCGGCUCGUGACGAGGCACAGCCCUCAUUCAUCUCACGUCUGCCGUUCUUUGGCGGGCGCAAAAAGAAUGUCCCUCCCAGGGACUCCCACGAAUCCGAAACAGACGAAGCGCCGUCCAACGCGCCGCCCAAAUGGAGUUUUGGCGUGCUGAAUGACAAGAAGACAAUCGAAGUUCCAGGCUCCGUACUGCUUCUCGCGGACCACAAAAACGAACCGCUGGGUCUCCGCAAUGCGCCCGCCCGGACAUCCCACUCCUCCUUCCCAACAGCCAACUUCCCCGAGCCACACCCGCCGGCCGACGUGAAAAAGAAGACGACCGACGGCAAGAUCAUCCUCGAGCCGCAGCCCGAAGACGCGCCCAACGACCCGCUCAACUGGCCGAAAUGGCGCCGAGACGCCGCCCUGCUCUCCAUCGGCCUGUACUGUAUGGUCGGCGGCGGGCAGACGUCAGUCCUGGCCGCUGGUUUCACCGACAUCGCCAGGGACUAUGGGGUCCCAGUACACUCGGUCUCCCUGACGGUAGGCCUUUAUAUGAUGGGUAUGGGGAUUGGCUCGGUUUUCGCGUCGCCUACGGCCAUCUUGUACGGCAAAAGGCCCGUUUACCUCGCGAGUGCCAUCCUUUUCAUCGUCACUUCGGUCUGGUGCGCGCUGUCGCCUAGCUUCCCUUCCCUUGUGGCGGCGAGGGUUUUCCAGGGCAUCGCCGUCAGCCCGGUCGAAUGUUUGCCUUCUGCGACGGUUGCCGAAAUCUUCUUCCUCCACGAGAGAGCCUAUCGAUUGGGCAUCUACACACUGCUGCUGCUGGGCGGCAAGAACUUGAUCCCGCUGGUCAGCGCCGCCAUUAUUCAGUCGCUGUCAUGGCGCUGGGUGUUUUGGGUCGUUACUUUUGUCGUCGCCUUCUGCGGCGUCCUUCUCUUCCUGUUCGUCCCGGAGACGUUUUGGGAGAGAGUGCCGCAUCCCAAGCCAAAGACCCCGUCCAGGCCGGGCCUGUUCAAGCGGAUAUCGUCGAGAUACGUCCACCAGCACAAACCGGCGGAGCGCCCUGCCACGGCGCAUGCGGCUCCCACGACCACGCCGUCUGAAGCGGCAAGCCCCGACAAACGCCAUGAUCACCACGUCAUGUUUGCGGAGACUACCGAGACGAGCAGUAACAACCACGGCGUCGAGGGCUCGCCCGAGGCGAAAGCCGACGACCAGCAUCUCGGGGACAGCAACAAGUCAGAGGCGUCCGAGACUCCCAGUUCAGAGGACGAGAAGCAGCGGAAGCCGGCCAUGCCGUCCCUCGACACACAAAAUGUGGACCGAGAGGGAGCCAACCAAGUCCCAGUCUCGGCCCACCCAAGGCUUGAGAGCAACACCCAGUCCUCGCCCGUGGUCGGCGGCAAUGUGUUCGCCCCCAUGGACCCCGAAAAGCGACAGCAGCAGGACAAGGCCACGGCCAACGUCUACUCGAACCACUGGCGUGAGCGCGAAGCCAAGUCCUUUGUCCAGCAGCUCCGCCCUUGGCACGGCCGGCUCAACAAUGACCGGUGGCUCAAGGUCGCAUUCCGCCCGUUUGUCCUGUUCAGCUACCCGGCCGUUCUCUGGUCGUCGGCCAUGUACGCGUGCUCGGUCGGCUGGCUGAUCGUCGUCUCCGAGGCGGUGGCUGUCAUCUACCGUGAAAAGUACUACAACUUUGACGCGCUCGGAGUCGGUCUCGUCUACCUCUCGCCCUUUAUCGGCGGCGUUCUAGGCACGGCAGUCGCGGGCAAGGUGUCGGACAUUUUCGUCAAGGCCAUGUCCCGGCGCAACGGCGGCCUGUACGAGCCCGAGUUCCGGCUCAUCAUGGCUCUCCCCAUCGGCAUCACGACCGUCAUGGGAUUGAUGGGUUUUGGCUGGAGCGCGGAGGAACGCAACAACUACAUGGUGCCGACCGUUUUCUUCGGCAUCAUCAGCUUCGGCUGCUGCUUGGGCAGCACGACGUCGAUCACCUUUUGCGUCGACAGCUACCGGCAGUACGCGGGCGAGGCGCUCGUCACGCUCAACUUUGCAAAGAACAUCCUGCACGGGCUCGUGUUUAGUUUGUUCGUGACGGAGUGGCUCGAGCACGACGGCGCCAAGUCCGUCUUCAUCUGGCUGGGCGUUAUACAGCUGGUGGUGGUGGCGUUUGCCGCGCCGCUGUUCGUCUACGGAAAGAGGUGCCGCAUGUGGACGGUGCGCAACAACUUUAUGGAGAAGUUUUAAAAGACAACCAAUACACAGGUAUGAUAUGCUGGACAUUGGGGCACUGGUCAUCGCACCCAGGCAGUCCACGGAUGAGCCGACAUCUGUUGGCCCCUGGACUAGCUGUCGAUAGACCCUGUCUACAACAGAACCUGCGGGGACAAUGGCGUUAGCUGGUACAACAGCCAAAAUAUUUGCCGGGUUCACGGAAACUCGCCUUUCGACAUCACCCGCCUUUGGUACGGGAAAUGAACGCACAGUCAAGCAGAGGACAUGCUUGUCAGGUGUGAAAUUGAACUAGAUUGCCGAUCAUCGAGUUAGAUUCCUUUUUGGCCCUGGUCCUAGGUCUAGACCUAGAGCAAUUUAAUCAUAUGGUUGUGGGGGAGAAGGGAUCCAUGUAUAUUAGCCCCAGAAUUAUGGAGCAAGGUAGAUACCCAGGAGGACGGCAUUUUGCAUGGGUGGGUGGUUCUUUAAGCGAUUGUCAUUUCUAUUAUAAACAAGCGUGCUGCGAUUAAGACGUCUUUAUAUCAACAUCGGCGGGGAUUUUGACUUUCUAUAUGCUAUGCAUAACUUUAAGCCAUAACCCUGGCGACGUACAUGCCAAGACUCAAGUGACGAGAUUUCCUACAAGGCCAGGUCUAGUCUGAGCACUGAGACUAGC
Molecule: messenger RNA, 3320 nt
Organism: Pyricularia oryzae 70-15
Lineage: Eukaryota; Fungi; Ascomycota; Sordariomycetes; Magnaporthales; Pyriculariaceae
Product: MFS transporter
Exons: 4
Coding region: 458-2680 (740 amino acids)
Biological process (GO): transmembrane transport
Molecular function (GO): transmembrane transporter activity
Source: RefSeq, a predicted model, not a curated record